CAAACUAAACCCGUGAUGCGCGCGCAGGUGAAGAGAUCAGCCCCUGCACGGCGCGAGGUUUUGUGUUGUGCCUCAAGAAGCAGCAGCUCAGACGAUGUGUGCGCCCCUGUUCUAGACGCAUUACGGUAGACCAAACUGUCCCCUAACACAUCGCCAACACAAGACACAAGCCGAGUAAUUCAACACUGAUUUCUCUGCGAAUGAGCGAGGAACAGACGAGAUGCCAAAAACUCCAGCGAGAAGCAUUAUUGGGACUUUAGGAAAACUCACCGUGUGACUAACUGAAAGAAACAGAGAAGACCUGAAGCGACGAGGAGGCGCAAAGAGCCGCGUGCUUGUUCUUCACGAACUUUGCGGAGCGCUGUGACCAUGCAGCCUUUGAGCUAGUGCACGAUUAUUGUUUCCACUUAUCACCCUACCGAGUGACCAGCCUGAGAGAGGACGCCAGUCAAUAAGGAAAAGAAGACUAAUAAAGACAGUUGUCGUUGAAAGUAAUGGUCUGAAGACAUCACUCAUAGAACAGGAUUUUUUUGUUUUUUUCCUUCUGCGUUGCUCUGCUGAAGGUUUCUGGGAUCACUGGGACAUUCACGAGAGCUGGAGGGACACUCCACAUGGUCCAGCCGUAGAGUGAAAGUAGAGUUCUUCACAAUAUCCUAACAGGUGCCACGUGAUGAUGGUAGAAUCAGCAACUGAGACCAUUCGAACCACACCCUCCAAUCAAAAUGGAGUCAGCAGUCUUAGCAGCCAAUCAGAUGGCGGAGGAAGAGAGGGAGGGUCCAAUGGUGACACCAAUGGGGAGAUCAGCCCGGUGGACUUACUGCACCUUCAACAGCAGCAGGCCCUCCAGGCAGCACGCCAGUUCAUCCUCCAGCAGGCCACAGGACUCAACUCCCCCAGCAGCAAUGAGGUCAAACAGAGCCCUGUGCAGGUGCCGGUAUCCAUGGCGAUGAUGACCCCACAGAUGAUAACUCCUCAGCAGAUGCAGCAGAUCCUCUCUCCACCUCAGCUCCAAGCUUUACUCCAACAGCAACAAGCCCUUAUGCUGCAACAGCUGCAGGAGUACUACAAGAAGCAACAGGAGCAGUUGCACCUUCAGCUCCUUACCCAACAACAGCAAGCAGGGAAGCAGGCCAAAGAGCAGCAGUUGGGGAAUAAACAGCUGGCUUUCCAGCAGCAGCUGAUCCAGAUGCAACAACUACAGCAGCAACACAUUCUGAAUCUACAAAGACAGGGCCUGGUGAGCCUACAGCCGGGCCAAGGAGCAGUACCCAUUCAGAGCCUGCAGCAAGCCAUGUGUCCCACUGACCUGCAGCAGCUGUGGAAGGAUGUGACCGGUGUUCAGAGCACAGAGGAGGUCAUGAAGCACGAGGGCCUCGAUCUGACCACCAACAGCUCCAACACUACCUCAUACUCGGCCUCCAAGGUCUCACCUCAGAUCCCCCAUCAUCCUUUGCCAAAUGGACAGAACUCUGUGCACACUCCAAAGAGAGACAGAGCAAGACUCUUUGAGUGGAUCUCCUCCUUCACCAAGGAGUCCAGUGAUGAGCAUCUCACGCCUUAUUCCAAAGGCGCUCCCAUGCAGAGCACCCACUCGACUCACGAGGAACACACAGCCUCUCACCCGCUCUAUGGACACGGUGAAUGCAAGUGGCCUGGCUGCGAAGCGCUCUGCGAUGACAUGGGCCAGUUCAUUAAGCACCUGAACAGUGAACACGCCCUGGAUGAUCGCAGUACGGCCCAGUGCAGGGUCCAGAUGCAGGUCGUUCAACAGCUGGAGAUACAGUUGGCCAAAGAGAGCGAGCGUCUGCAGGCCAUGAUGACCCACCUGCACAUGCGUCCAUCAGAGCCAAAGCCUUUCCACCAGCCUCUGAACCUGGCCUCUAGCAUUUCGCUGUCAAAAAGAGAAACUGAGGGGUUUCCUGAGGGCUUGCCUCAUCCCCCCACCUCUGCCGCAGCCCCCAUCACCCCCAUGAGGCAGGGACCCUCCGUCAUCAGCUCCUCCAGCCUGCAUGGAGUUGGGCACAUCCGUCGGCGCAACUCCGACAAGUUCUGCACCCCCAUCGCUUCAGAACUUGCACAGAAUUGUGAAUUCUACAAAAAUGCUGAUGUCAGGCCUCCAUUCACCUACGCCUCCCUCAUACGACACGCCAUUCUGGAAGCCCCUGACCGACAGCUGACUCUAAACGAGAUCUAUAACUGGUUUACACGAAUGUUUGCCUAUUUCAGGAGAAACACAGCAACAUGGAAGAAUGCUGUGCGCCAUAACCUGAGUCUGCACAAGUGCUUUGUGCGGGUCGAGAAUGUCAAGGGUGCUGUUUGGACCGUGGACGAAGUGGAAUACCAAAAGAGGAGACCACCAAAGAUGACCGGAAGUCCCACUCUCGUGAAGAAUAUGAUUUCUGGGCUGGGAUUUGGCUCUCUGAAUGCCAGCUAUCAGGCUGCACUUGCGGAGAGCAGUCUUGGUCUUCUGAACAGCACCACCCUGAUGAACAACAGCACAGGUGCGAGCCUCAACAUGCUGCACAUCGGCCACGAUGAUGUCAGCAGCACUGUCGAACAAGUCAACAGUAACGGCAGCUGCAGCCCUGGCCUUUCUCCACAGCAGUAUGGACACCAAAUCCAUGUGAAGGAGGAGCCAGCUGAGAUGGAGGAGGACAGCAGACCCAUGUCCCUUAUGGCAUCUGUCACUCAAAACAUGAGCAUGCCCAUUGAUGAGCGCGACAUGGAGGAGGAGCUUCCCACAGAGGAGCUGGAGUAGGAGGAGGGCUUGAUGGAGGCGGAGCCUGUCCCUGUCCCUCCCUCCCUCAUAUUCAAGAUGUUCAAGAUCAAGUGAGAAACAAAGAUUUAAAAAACCAACUACAACUUCAAGAACCAAAACAGGGUUAGACCUCAUCAGUUCACAAUCCAAAAACACAUUUCCCCCUCUUAAUUUUUGUUUCUUCUGUCAGUAGCCUCAAAAAGGCCCUUUGAGCAGCUGUGCAUUGUGUCCUCCUGUAUUCUGAAACAUGGUCUGAUAGAAGUAUGGACCACUGUAUCUAAAGCUACUGAGGGAAACCUAACAUCAGUAUACAAGCUUACUCAUUUUUUUUUUUUUUCACAAGUCUCUCAAGGUUUCUUUACCUUAAGUCUUUUUUUAGCUUUAUUCUUUGUUCUUUGGGCCUGAGAACACUGCUUUUCUAUGGGAUAAAUACACAACGGAAAGAUGUUUGAAAGAGAUGACAAACACACAUCUUUAGAAUGACUUCUGAUUUCCACCGGAUUUUUGUACUCGUUCAAGGUGAUGCUGCAAGACUUUGCGGUCUCACGGAUAAGUUCACCACUCGCGACAAAGGCAAAGACUGAAAGGAAAUGAGCUGAAAGACUGGUGACAGCGUCCUUGGCCACCUGACCAACCCUUUUUUUUCUUUUUUGUCUCCCUUACAUGACUGGACUAGAGAAACGGGGGGCGUGUUCUGUCUUGAGGCAGUGUUAUCCUAUGAUCAGACUGCGGAUGCUUGCGCUGUCCCUAUCUUUAUCUGAUGGCAUCUGCAAGGAUCUGCCCAACUGUGUUUUUCCCCCUCGCUCUUUGUCAGACUAAACGUAGAAAAUGUUGCUACCCCCCAAAAAGGCAUAUUUCAGGAAAAGGAACUUUUUGGCUGUUGUUCUCCUGUGGUGCUGUUACGACAGCCAGACUGACACGAGGCUUGCGGAGGACCGGCUCAGAGACUCUAUUGACUGUAUCGUUGAUUAUAAUAUGUGUGCAGUAGCUUUCGAUUUCGAUUUUACUUUCAUAGUCAUCUAUUUCUAAAGGAUCGAUUUUUCGUUGUGAUGUAAUUCGACUAUUAUGUCUUGUUAAUGAUUGUUUUGUUUUGCUUUUUAAAUUCUCACAUCAUUCCAAAAAGGGGUUACAUUUGGGAGAGAAGUUCCAAAAUCUUUUAUUCUACAAACUCCACUCCAAUAGUCCUAAAUGUCCCAGCAUUGGUUCACGAGUAUUGAGGAUGGCACUUAGCGUUAAGUGAAAACUUUCCGAAAACAGAACCACGGAUGAAAUAUAAUGUGAAAUACCAACAAAACCACUCAAACAUUUCUAUAGCAGAGAGAAGAUGAUACUGAAGAGACAGAGGCGGAAUACGCACUGUAGGGCUCCCUGUAAGAUCCUGGAGGAAAAAAAAAAUCUCUUAUUUUUUUUUCUUCACAAAUUUGCUUAAUUUGUUCAUUUAUUUUGAAAUUUUUGAUCUUAUUUUCCCAGAUUUGCGCCAUUUCCCUUUCUCGUUUCAGAAUUUUCUGUUGUAGCCAAUUGAUAUCAGCUGCGAUACAAAAUAUUGCUUUAAGGUGAAAGAUAACAAGGUCACGGAAUACCUCAGACCACAGUGUUUGCCCCCUCACGCUGUUAUUACAAAGGGGAUUUGUACUGUGGCUAACCAACAAGGUGACUCUCACAUUAUCAGUUCAAAGUUCUAUAGUGACUAGAUAUAUAAAAGUUAUUUGCAGUUCACUGUGUGAGUAGAAAGUGUCUGAUUAGCAUGUGAGAUUUUGCUUUCACUGAACUUAAAAAACAAAACGGAAAAAAAAACGUUCUCAGUAGUGCCAUGCCAAAUUCCGAGUUUUAAUUUAAUAUAUGUUGCUUUUUUAGUUUUUUUUCCCCAUUUUACUUUUGUUACAGGUAACCAAAGAGAUAUUUAGUAAACCAAAAACUCUUUUUUAUUUAUAAUUUUCUUCUUCCUAAAGAACUGGCCAAAAGAACACAAAUGCGUCAUAUUUAAUUUUCCUCUUUUUCCAGUUAAAUCAUUUGUUUUUUGAAUUACACUACAGAGCAUUCCAAAAACCAAAGUGUAAAAUGCAAUUUUUUUUUUCUUUUUUUUUUUUAAGAAAACCGUUUUGUUAACCUUAUGAGUUCUUAACACUACAUAUGUUUAAAGGCCAAAAAACAAACCGAAAAGGAAACAAAAAGCAAAAAAAAAGCAGUAUUGACAUGCCUCACGCGGUUCUUUAGUUAACGUACAAGCACUUACAGUCUGAGAAAGGAAGCUCUCUACCCCAUCUUGUGCUCAGGCAAUUGCAGUGUUGAGUUGCAGUCUUCACCAUCUAAGAUUGCAAAGGACUUCACAUGCAAAAGGCACUUAAAUAACAGCUGAUGUCCUUUUGUGACAUUAGAAGCCAGCAGCAAUUACUCAGCAUUAUGGUUUACUUCAAUUACCAGUAUUUCACAAUUAAAUGCAGUUCAACGAAUACCAAAAAAAGCAGCCAUGCACUUGGUUGUUAUGCUUACCCUGCCUGUUGAACAGUAUUAUUUACCACACUAAUAAGGGAUGACUGAUAGGGACUAUAUUCUUUUCAAACCUUUCAAGUUUCCACUUUUUUUUAUGUUGGAGGAUCCUUCUUUUCGUUUUUUUAAGCAUGGUCUUACGUACCUGGUCUGUAUGCUCAUACACACCUUCGAAACACCUUCAAAGAAAUAAAACCAAAAAUAAUGCUACCUCCUUUUAAAAACGGUUCACAAAAUAGAUAGGCCAAUGAAAGUCACCAAUAGUCAUUCAAAAGGUGUAACUCCCUUCUAGUUUUUCAUUCAUCCACAAAAUACGGAAAAAAUCAAAUGCAAACACACAUUGUCGGGAAAAAACCAAAAUAUGUUUAUUCUUGCAUAGCUGUGAACAGACCUCGUAGAUUCUUCUUGAUUUCAAAUUCAUUAGCAUGAAUGGAAACAAAUAAACGAGACACAACGGGCUGGGGGGUGGGAGGGAUGGGAGACGACUACCUCUCCAUCCCCUCCAAAAAAAAAAAAAAAAAAAAAAGAAAUUGCUGAGUCCUGUUAAGUAUGAAGCAUUAAGUGGUCAACAUAUUUAAAAGGGUCUACUCCAAAUCACAUAUUCCCCACUUUAAGUGAUCUAUUAGCAUAGUGUCUAUGUACAGGUCCUCUGUGCGGAGGCUUAAUUGUGUGUUCUAAUUCCGCAUGCAUAAUGAGAGGCCAGGCCAAUGAGAGCCAUUGAGCUGGCCGGUCAUUAGAGCGUACUCAAUGGGCCAGUCAGUUGGGUGUCAGAAAUGAUGAUAGGCAGAAUGCAUUAACGCAGGCCACUCUCACACGGACCCCGCUUCCCAAUUAAUGCAAAGUGUAGCUUCGUGACGGCGGUGGAAAUACAGCACGCACACACACACACACACACACACAUAGACCAUCCCUAAGAGAUCCAUCACGCUCUGCUAAAACGGGCUUUAAUUUUUACCAUGCGACGAAACCAAAAUAUCCAAAGAGAACCAAUGAGCUUGUGCUACAAGAACUGAGGAUUGCGAAGGAAUUGAAAAACUAACGAAUGAAUUGCUGCAUUCACUAAAUGGACUACAAUUGUGCUUUAAGGUACACGUGUAAACAAAGCUGUUUUGUAAGAUGUGGACUGAAACGCAUCAGUGGUGAUCGCCAUGACUCCUUUGUUACUUUUACACACGUUGUAAUGAUGUAUUCUUGUAUAAUACCGCUCGGCUUAGCUCUCAAGGGCAUUCCCUCCUUUUUGUGUUUCCUUUUAUUUGUUUUCUUUUGGCUUUUCUUUUUUCUGCACCUGUUUUUAGCUGUUGUAAAGUUUUGAGCUCAGAAUUCCUAUACUGUAUUGCUUAUGCUAAAGUGUAUGUAUUUAUCAUAUUAUGUGCUGCAGGUAUCAUGGUUCAAUUUUGGUUUCCUUUUUUUGCGUUUCGCUUUUGUUUUCCCAGUUUUUUCUGUCAUAAAACGUCUGGGACGAUGAUUUGUUUUUAGUGUAUUAUCUCUCGCGAAAAAAAGACAGAUUAAGAGUUAGAUAUGUGGUUUAGGUAACACACCUGUUUGUAUAUUUAUCUUAGCUAGGUCUAUUUUGAUACUUUUUGUCUCGGUAGUGCAUUUAUGCAUUUUUAAGGAAAAAAGAUGGAAAACAAACUAAAAAGUUGAACUCAUUGUGUAAUGAUACCUCAGAAGGACUUUUCUCAUAAGACAGGACCAAAACUUCAGAAAAACAAUGAAAGAGAAAAAAAAAAAAAAACAUUGAAGAAAAAUGUGUAGCCCUCUCUUGCUUAUAAGAAAGAGCAACUUUAAGGUGUUUUUAUUAUUAUUAUUAUUAUUAUUGGUCCUUUUAGGUGCCAAUAUGUGUACAGACUCCCUUUAAAGUCAAAUCAUUCCUUUAUUUACCAUGAGCACUCAAAGCUGUCUCUCAUAAGGCAACAGCGCUCCAAAUUUGUAUAGAAAUUGUCUGAGAAAGUGGCUCUAUUGGUUGGAUUAUGCCUAUAUAGAGCGUCUUUCUUAUUUUCUGGCUCCUCUGCACCCUUGUGGCUCUAAAAUGCCAUGCUUUCAGGCACUCAGAUAAAAGUCACACAGGCUAUUUUUGACCACUGUUUGCUGUGAACUUGGAGUGGCUUUUCCACAGUAGCAUACCAAAUAAGCUUGUGAGAAGGCUUUUAGAAAUGAAAUGCAGUUCAUCUUCAGUGACCACCAAAGGGAUUGUGGAUAGAUUUUUUGUAUUCCAAAUCGAACAAGUCUGCCACAACUGUAACCAAACAGAUGCGUGAUGAAGGUGACAGCAGUAUUUUAUGUCUUCUCCACACCCUGACGCCGCCUCAGAGCUCCUUUGCCCGGUGAUGAAUAGCUUUGAGCUGCUGUUUUAUAAGUAAAGGACCCUUGAAGGGAAGCUUUUGCCUGAUGGUAUUAACUUCUUUGGCCAAUCAAAUGGAACUACCACUUCGACUCCUCUCAUUGUAUUUUUACGAAUGUGUGUACAUUUCCAGCAGUGACUUAUGUACUUUAGUUUCAUUUUAACUUGUUUGUUUACUUCUUUCAUUUUUUUUUUUUUUUUUUUACAUUUGUUUUGCUUUUUCAGAUGAGACUUGGGGGAAGAAUAGGUGAUGGCUUUUGAAAUGGUAUAGAAAAUACAAUAAAAUAAAAAAGGCAUCUAGCCAUCCACCUUUGAUGUUCUAACCCCCGGUGACCAUGUUUAUGCCAGUCACUGCCGUUUUUCUUCAUGCUGUAUAGAAAAAGAAAAAAAAAACACACAUAUAUCUGUGUAUUUGUAACCUGAAUCUUCUUGUGUCUGUCCAUGCAGACAAUAAAAAAACUGUACAGUAGGUCUAGUUGCAUGUAAUCUGUACUAAUUAUUGACAAUGGCAUUAUAAAAUGCAAUAAAAAUACUUAUUACACUGUCA
Molecule: messenger RNA, 8133 nt
Organism: Carassius auratus (goldfish)
Lineage: Eukaryota; Metazoa; Chordata; Actinopteri; Cypriniformes; Cyprinidae
Product: forkhead box protein P4-like
Exons: 18
Coding region: 671-2758 (695 amino acids)
Biological process (GO): regulation of transcription by RNA polymerase II
Cellular component (GO): nucleus
Molecular function (GO): DNA-binding transcription repressor activity, RNA polymerase II-specific; RNA polymerase II cis-regulatory region sequence-specific DNA binding
Source: RefSeq, a predicted model, not a curated record